This is a messenger RNA of Aspergillus ochraceoroseus IBT 24754, 726 nucleotides long. RefSeq lists its product as uncharacterized. The transcript has a single exon. The record is from RefSeq and is a predicted model, not a curated record. NCBI's taxonomy places the organism in Eukaryota, Fungi, Ascomycota, Eurotiomycetes, Eurotiales, Aspergillaceae. Bases 191 to 673 code for a protein of 160 amino acids.
AGGGAUGAAAGAAUGUUAGCAUGCCAAUGAUUUUGCUCCGUAUGCCUAACUUGAUCACUUCUCUAGGUAGCCAAUCUGGGUUGGCAUUUCUUGCUUUCAGGAGGAAAGAUAGAAAAAAAAAUUCUAGUCUAUCAGUUAGGGUGGUCGUAUCGGUUGCGCUGCCCGCUUGGAUUUUUGAUUAUUUCCAGAGAUGAAUGGAUUGUCCUGCGUUAUCUUCGCAGAUUUAUUGUACAUACAUGAGAUGUUUGAUGGAUUAAGCAUACAAGGGGCUGGUUCUUGUUCCUCUUUCAUUUCUUUUGUAGCCAGGAAGGUCACUUGUAGUGUAGAGCACGUAUACCUAGUAUCCUCUCUCUCUCUCCUCGACCUUUGUAUACCGAGCUUCAGACAAUUACAUAGAUGGACCACCCAGCGUCAGAACCCGCAAUCACUGAUAUCCCCCACAAGUCCCCUUGGUUUACUUUUCCCCUCGUACUGGCGCCAUUUCCUCCUUGCUUUGUGCAUUCUCAUACAUAGUCACUCUACCAUACGCAGUAAUAAGAACGCUCCAGCCAGUCAGUCAGUCAGUCAAGUCGUGUUUCGAAUCCCAAUUCCGAAUUUCCUAUUCGCCCGGAAAAUAAAGGCGUUUAGGUUAUUCCCACAGGAUAAACGAGUUGCAUUCCGGGUACACUAUUAGCUUGCUGUGAGCCGCUAGUAGAUACUAGUAGAUCGCACCCCAGUAGGGCCCCC